AUCGCAUUUCAGUUGUUUCAAGUUCGUCGUCGUCUUCCUCCUUGCUGCUCCGUCGCCGAGAUCUCGUCGUACCUCAAAUCUCCUGUAAUCAUCAGAUCGUCUAGUUAUCCGAUCUGCGCUUUGAAUCCACUGGAUCCAGUAUGCCGGUGGCUGCUUCCGCCAUCUACUUUCUGAAUCUCCGUGGCGAUGUACUCAUUAAUCGCACAUACCGAGAUGACGUCGGGGGAAACAUGGUGGAUGCAUUUCGUACGCAUAUAAUGCAGACGAAGGAGUUAGGGAAUUGUCCUGUGCGUCAGAUUGGUGGCUGCUCCUUUGUUUAUAUGCGAAUCAGCAAUGUCUACAUUGUCAUUGUUGUCAGUAGCAAUGCUAAUGUUGCUUGUGGAUUCAAAUUCGUUGUUGAGGCUGUUGCUUUGUUCAAAUCAUACUUUGGUGGAGCGUUUGAUGAAGACGCUAUUAGAAAUAACUUUGUUCUGAUUUAUGAAUUGUUGGACGAGAUUAUGGACUUUGGCUACCCACAAAAUCUCUCCCCUGAAAUUUUGAAACUUUACAUCACUCAGGAAGGUGUACGGUCACCAUUUUCAUCAAAGCCAAAGGACAAGCCUGUUCCAAAUGCAACGUUACAAGUUACGGGUGCUGUUGGUUGGAGAAGAGAGGGCCUUGCUUAUAAAAAGAAUGAGGUGUUUCUUGAUAUUGUUGAAAGUGUAAACCUUCUUAUGUCCUCUAAAGGCAACGUUCUUCGGUGUGAUGUGACGGGGAAAGUUUUAAUGAAAUGUUUCCUUUCGGGAAUGCCUGAUUUGAAGUUGGGGUUGAAUGAUAAAAUUGGUCUUGAGAAGGAAUCAGAAAUGAAAUCUCGCCCAGCAAAGAGUGGUAAAACCAUUGAGCUUGAUGAUGUCACAUUUCACCAGUGUGUGAACCUGACAAGAUUCAACUCCGAGAAGACGGUCAGUUUUGUACCACCGGAUGGAGAGUUUGAAUUGAUGAAGUAUCGAAUAACAGAGGGUGUAAAUCUGCCUUUCCGCGUAUUACCAACAAUCAAAGAACUUGGUCGUACACGUAUGGAAGUAAAUGUCAAGGUCAAAAGUGUGUUUGGUGCUAAAAUGUUUGCCCUUGGGGUCGUAGUUAAAAUUCCAGUACCAAAACAAACAGCCAAGACCAAUUUCCAAGUGACAACUGGUCGCGCUAAAUACAAUCCAUCAAUCGAUUGCUUGGUUUGGAAGAUAAGAAAAUUCCCAGGACAAACAGAGUCGACACUAAGUGCAGAAAUUGAGUUGAUCUCAACAAUGGGAGAGAAGAAAUCUUGGACAAGACCACCAAUCCAAAUGGAAUUUCAGGUCCCAAUGUUUACAGCAUCUGGUUUGCGAGUUCGCUUUCUCAAGGUAUGGGAGAAGAGCGGUUACAACACAGUCGAGUGGGUUCGAUACAUAACGAAAGCGGGAUCGUACGAGAUCAGAUGCUGAACAGAAACAACGUUCAGGUUCAGUGACAUCAGACAAAAAAGUUUCAUGGCUUCUAGUUUUUAUUCCUUAUGCAAAACAAAAAAAAUGAAGAGUUAAAUAUGUUAUAUACCUUUUUUUUAUGUUUGUUUUCAUUAGAGAUAUCUGUGUUAAUAUGAUUUCUUAUGCCUUAAUUUGGUAUUGAAUUCUUUUUUUUUAUUAUUUUCUCUGCUUGUGAAAUUGUACGAGUUUAUAGUUUAGAUUAAUCUUGGUGUAAUCGAUUAAUCGAACGUGAUAUUGAGUAUUUGUAAAAGCAGUCGGAUUUUUUGUUUUGU
Molecule: messenger RNA, 1768 nt
Organism: Camelina sativa (false flax)
Lineage: Eukaryota; Viridiplantae; Streptophyta; Magnoliopsida; Brassicales; Brassicaceae
Product: AP-2 complex subunit mu
Biological process (GO): vesicle-mediated transport; intracellular protein transport
Cellular component (GO): clathrin adaptor complex
Source: RefSeq, a predicted model, not a curated record